AUGCACUCUUUAACCAUCCCAGGUAUUGUCCUGGCCCUGACUGGGCUGGGCAACGCCGCGACAAUCUCGAAACGCGAGCUCUCAAUCACUACCAGCCUUCCCACAGGCUUCAAGUACCUCGGCUGCUAUACCGAUUCUCCUGGUAACCGCCAGCUGGCUCGUGCCAGUUACGUCGACUACAGCCGCAUGACGGAGGAAUCAUGCAUCGCGUUCUGUUCGGCCAAGGGCUUCCCAUACGCCGGUGUCGAGUACGCUUCCGAGUGCUACUGCGACUAUUCCCUGGGGCUCCUAGCCACAAAGCAGCCCGAAUCCGAUUGCAACUUCGCCUGCACCGGCGACUCGACGGAGCCUUGCGGUGCCGGGGACAGACUCAGUGUCUUCACGACAACCGCUGCCGCCGUCGCCGGUCCCGAUGUCAACCCCGGCCCGGCGGGCUGGGCCUCUCUGGGCUGCUAUAACGACAACAUCCCCGGCCGCAUCCUCGCUUACCGCACCGGUGUUGCGGCCGGCGACAGUCUCAUGUCGGUCCUACAGUGCACCACCGCCUGCAAAGCCGCCGGAUUCUCCUACGCCGGAGUCGAGUACUCUUCGGAGUGCUACUGCGACAACCAGAUCCUCAGCACCGCCACCGGUGGCCAGACCGGCUGUAACAUGCUCUGCUCGGGCAACGGCACGGAGUACUGCGGCGGAGGGAACUUCAUCAACAUCUACAAGUCUUCCGCUGCGCCCAAGACAGCGAGCGCCGUGCCCGCGGGCUGGACUGGCCAGGGUUGCCUGAAGGACAAUGUUCUCGGCCGCGCUCUCGGCGUUGGCAUGGCUGUGGCGGGCGGGCCCGCCAGCAUGACGGUCGAAAGCUGUGUCGCUGCGUGUUCCGCCGCCGGAUACCAGAUUGCUGGUGUCGAGUACUCUCAGGAGUGCUGGUGUGACAACCAGAUCCAGAACGGAGGCGUGCUGACUCUUCCGACGGACGGCUGCAACAUGCUUUGCAGAGGCAACACGUACGAGACCUGUGGCGGCUCGAACCGCCUCAACAUCUACGCGUCUUACAACCUGAAUUUGGCCCUGCCCUCUAGCAGUUCCUCAUCCACGACCGCCUCUACCUCGACCACAGCCACUUCAUCUUCCUCCAGCGGCGUCUGCGCCGCUCCCAGCCCAACCAUUGCAAGCGGCCCGUACGUGAGAAACUCCGGGUGGGACUACGGCACCGGCAACUGGACCAUCACCGGGGCCGCUACCGGACGCAUCGUCGGCGACGGGUAUCAAGUAAGCGGCUGCGGAGCUCUCCUCUUCGAGUCCGCCGCAGGAGGUCUCAUAGGCCGCUUCACCCAAACACUGACCCUGCCCGCCUCCACCACGACCAAGAGGAGGAUCGUCACCGCCUACAUCGGCCGCAUGAAUGAGACGCCGUCCUCCGCCGGGGUGCCGACAUUUGGGUUCGCCUGGGACACUUAUCCCAUCCCGGACGUCUUGGUGUGCGGGUCGACCAACAACCCCUGCAGAAACGUCAACACGCCGCUGGCGAGCUACUCCAAGUACACGUGGACGUUCAACAUCGCGGGCGGCACGCACUACAUCAUGUUUGCCUUCAAUUGGCCCAGCGGAAGCAACAAGGCGCCGGUUCUGAUUGAUGACAUUACCGUUGUUGAUGCGUAG
Messenger RNA from Colletotrichum chrysophilum, 1653 nucleotides. RefSeq lists its product as uncharacterized. NCBI's taxonomy places the organism in Eukaryota, Fungi, Ascomycota, Sordariomycetes, Glomerellales, Glomerellaceae. Gene Ontology annotation, cellular component: plasma membrane. The record is from RefSeq and is a predicted model, not a curated record. The transcript has 5 exons. The coding region runs from base 1 to 1653 and encodes 550 amino acids.